Molecule: messenger RNA, 1912 nt
Organism: Ostrea edulis (European flat oyster)
Lineage: Eukaryota; Metazoa; Mollusca; Bivalvia; Ostreida; Ostreidae
Product: neuromedin-K receptor-like
Exons: 1
Coding region: 53-961 (302 amino acids)
Biological process (GO): G protein-coupled receptor signaling pathway
Cellular component (GO): membrane
Molecular function (GO): G protein-coupled receptor activity
Source: RefSeq, a predicted model, not a curated record
AUAUCACUUAGAUCUAAUAGCGAACGUUUCAACACACUUGCAGACGAGCGUGAUGAAGUCUAACGCGAGUAACGUAGGAGAAAUGGAAGAUUUUCUUAUGAAUGUGGAAUUUCAGUGGAUUGAUGAAAUGAAGCGGUCGAUAGCGUUAGUAAAUUGGACCUAUAUUCCGUGCUUUGUCAUCGUCAUGCUGGGGCUCCUUGGAAAUUUACUAACAAUCUGUAAAAUCGUUUUGGAUAAAUCAUUACACACACCAACAUAUACGGCAAUUGGAUUCCUAGCUUUCUCCGAUAUCAUGAGCCUCAUAUUUUCCGCAUUAAGCUGGUUCACGAAUAUACGGACAUAUUUAAUUGCAACUCAUUACCAUGAUCAGACAUUUUUGAACACACAGGACAUGUUCUAUAUAUUGGAGCUGAUGGUUUACCACGUCUCACUGUGUCAGAUUAUCCUCUUAGUCGUAUUACGAUUUGGAUUAACAGUGAAUCCCAUCGAAUGCAAGAUCCAUGCUUCAACUUCAUUAAUACUGAUUGCGUCCGCUGCGAUUUGGAUAUACAAUGCUUGCGUGUGGUUUACAUUUCGAGUUGUUUUCAAAACUCUUGUCCGCGAAAACCGAAACCAAUUCUUGAAAUGGGCAGCAAUUGUUGAAGUGGCUGUUCGCUGUCUUGCCAUGCUUGUUACUCUAUCUAUCAUGGCUAUUCUGCAUUAUCUAAAAAUGAGAGCCAUAAAGACAUCCUCUGUGAAAUGCAAUGUUAAACGACGAAUGAACCAAAUUGUGGCCAUUAUCGUAGUUAUCUUGGCAUUUUACGGCAUUUCGUAUUUACUAGCAACUAUUGUAAUGUUUGUGUCUGAUAGAACAGUUACAGCUUAUUUCAGUACUUUCCAUCAAAUUAUAGGCUUUGUGCACUUUUCUAGCAACCCGUUUGUCUAUUUUAUAUUUGCUUUUGUUUGUAAGAAAAAGUCGUAGUUAUAUGAUAACAGAAUAAGAUGUAGUUCUGAUUUUGUUUAGUCCCACUGAAUUAGAACACCUAUAACUCAUUUGUUAAAAAAAUUGGUUAAAUUGUAGAACUCUAUCUAAACAAGUGGGUAGUAGUGUUGUUAAAAAUGCAUCAUGUACAAAACCACUUGAAAAUUCUCAAGUGCAUUUGGUGUUAACGACUUUUUCAAUAUUUUUGCCUUUUUAUGUAGAAUUUUCCGGUAAAGAUGGAUCACCCUUUCUGUUUCAGAAUUCCUAUCGGCCACUCUAGGUACAACACAAAUAAACCCGUAACGUUUCUCAGUUGUAUGAGAAAGAUUUUCGCCACUGGUAGUAUUUAUAUGAAUGUUUUUAACAGUUUUGUAGACGAAAUGGAACUUUGAAGUGAAAUACUAAUAGGAUGUAGGAAAGAGUAUUGUACCACUGAUAAUUAGUUUAUUAUUGACCUUUAGAGUAAAUAUACUCUAAAUAACAAAAAGAAAUUGUACUGUGCAUUUACAGAUUUCAAGCAAGCAUUCGAUACUGUUUGGAGAGAUACGCUUUGGACCAAUAUUUUGAAGAGCGGUAUAAAUGGUAUUUGCUGUACCGUUAGAAGCGAUAUAAAAACACGAAGAGGAUCUUAGCGAAUGAUGCAUUUUACAUGGGAGAUUUUUUUAAUGUGUUUUCUCUAAACUUCCUCGAUAUACAUCUUGUAGCACUUGCAAGUUUUUUGAGGGUCAUCCGCUGAUUUCAAAAUGAUUUAGUUUAAGUUCCGCUGCAAUUGUAAUCGGAUACAUCUAAUAUAGAAAUCUAAAAAGGACAUUUCAUACAUUCAUAAUAUUUUUUUAAUUCUCUUAAGUCCAUCUGCAUAAAUGACAGAAUUGUUAAUGUGUUUUUCAAAGUGAGUAUUCAAAAUGAAUGGUUUCUUAAUAUUGUUUUUUAAUAAAACAUUUCAAAUCACAA